This is a messenger RNA of Asterias rubens (European starfish), 993 nucleotides long. RefSeq names its product melatonin receptor type 1B-like. The coding region runs from base 1 to 993 and encodes 330 amino acids. Gene Ontology annotation, biological process: G protein-coupled receptor signaling pathway. Lineage: Eukaryota; Metazoa; Echinodermata; Asteroidea; Forcipulatida; Asteriidae. Gene Ontology annotation, molecular function: G protein-coupled receptor activity. Gene Ontology annotation, cellular component: membrane. The record is from RefSeq and is a predicted model, not a curated record. The transcript has a single exon.
AUGGCAUCUAAUAUUGGUUUAGCCACAGCGUUCAAUGUCGCUAUCGGAUUCUCAGCCAUUCUCGGAAACGGUUUGGUGAUUUUCGUCAUGACGGUCAGACGUGAACAGUUCAGCUCCUUCACAAACCGACUUAUCCGUCACCAAUCCAUCAUCGACUUCAUCUGUGGUCUGGUGUUCCUCGCAGUGACUGGAGUCAGACAGAGUUCGCUUUUCGAAAAUGUGGACGAAAAUUUCAUGGGCGAAAUGUUAUGUAGGCUUAUCUACUCUAACUGUAUCGUGCUAGGCUUAAGUGUGACGUCCACGUACAAUCUAGUUCUGAUAUCGCUUGAGCGUUUUAUUGCCACGUGCUAUCCGGUCAAACACCGCAACUACUGCUCACUCUUCAAGAUCAAAGUUUCAAUGUAUGCUGUUUGGGUCAUCGGUUUUACGUACGCGCUAGUUUUCCUUUGUGUAUACAAAGUCAGUGAAAAUCAGUGUAGUUUCAACCAUGAUAUGGGAAGUGUUGCUGAGGCAACGCUGUUCUGUCUAAGUUUUGUGGUGGAGUAUGCUAUUCCUGUGACACUCAUCUCGUUUUCAUACAUAAAAAUACUCCUCGUUCUUCGACAAAAACUUGACAAUGCUAACGCCGAUCAGCAAGAUGGUGUCUUCAGUAAGGCUAAGAGAAACGUCAUAAUGACGAUGCUGAUCGCUGGUUGCAUGUUCUUCAUUUGUUGGACGCCUGUUGAGUUGAUGCGUUUACUGUUAACCAGCAAUGUCGUAACGACUAAAACGCCUCAAGUUGGAUACGUUCUCGGGGCAUUUACUGAGUUAGUCAUGUGUAACAUAAGUGUGAAUCCAGUCGUUUAUUGCUACAAGUACGACCAUUUCCGCACACAGCUCAAGCAACUUGUACGGAGCCGAUUUGGUCGAAGCCGAGUGCGUCCUGGAGAGGCCGAUGGGCCGACCUUGUCCGUACCCGAUUCGCGCGGAACAGCACCGGUGAAUUUAGAUUGA